AUUUAUGCAGGUAGGCACAAGCCUGCAGUGGACAGACUCUGUGUUGGCAUCCGUCCCGGAGAGUGCUUUGGUCUUUUGGGAGUGAAUGGCGCUGGCAAGACAACAACGUUCAAAAUGCUGACUGGAGAUACUGAUGUGACGUCUGGAGAUGCUGUGGUGGCUGGCAAUAGUAUAUUGACCCACAUUUCUAAUGUCCAUCAAAACAUGGGAUACUGCCCUCAGUUUGAUGCCAUUGAUGACCUGCUCACAGGACGAGAACAUCUCUACUUAUAUGCACGCCUGCGGGGGGUUCCAGCACAGGAAAUCAAGAGGGUUGCUGAAUGGGGCAUCCAGAAGCUGGGACUUCCUAUGUAUGCAGACCACCUGGCCGGUACCUACAGUGGUGGCAACAAGCGCAAGCUCUCCACUGCCAUUGCACUGAUAGGCUGCCCACCACUCGUCUUGCUAGAUGAACCAACUACUGGAAUGGACCCUCAGUCCCGGCGCCUCCUGUGGGACUCUAUUGUCAGCGUGCUCAGAGACGGGCGAGCUGUGGUUCUAACGUCACACAGUAUGGAAGAAUGUGAAGCCCUCUGUACUCGUUUAGCCAUCAUGGUAAAAGGUACCUUUAAAUGCCUGGGCACAAUUCAGCAGCUAAAAUACAAGUUUGGAGAUGGCUACAUUGUCACUCUGAAAAUCAAAGCUCCCAAGCCUGGGCUGCCUCCAGAUCCUACUCCUGCGGAGCAAUUCAUACGCAUGAACUUCCCAGGAAGUUUACAGAGAGAGAAACACUACAACAUGCUGCAGUAUCAGAUUUGCUCCUCCUCUCUGGCUAAGAUUUUUCGGUUAAUACUCUCCAAUAAGGAAAAUUUGCAUAUUGAAGAAUAUUCUGUGUCUCAAACAACUUUAGAUCAGGUUUUCGUGAACUUUGCUAAGCAGCAGAUGGAGGAUGAGGAAAUUCCGUUGCAUCCCCGUGCAGCUGGAGCCAGCCGAGAAGCAAAGGUGUCCCCUGCUUUGCAUCAGCAGGCAGUUGCAUAGACUAUUUCUA
Messenger RNA from Mesitornis unicolor (brown roatelo), 1027 nucleotides. RefSeq names its product retinal-specific ATP-binding cassette transporter-like. Gene Ontology annotation, cellular component: membrane; intracellular membrane-bounded organelle. Gene Ontology annotation, molecular function: ATP binding; ATPase-coupled intramembrane lipid carrier activity; ABC-type transporter activity. The transcript has 8 exons. NCBI's taxonomy places the organism in Eukaryota, Metazoa, Chordata, Aves, Mesitornithiformes, Mesitornithidae. The record is from RefSeq and is a predicted model, not a curated record. Gene Ontology annotation, biological process: transmembrane transport; lipid transport. The annotation marks the transcript as partial.